AUGGAUGAAAAUGUUGAUACAUGGCCUUUUAUACCAUCAACGACAGCGAUGUCAAAUGCAUCGAUGAGAUCUUCUACGAUUCCCACAAUAAUACCACCAGCCAUAGCACCACCGCCGCCAACCAUACGUGAACGCAAUCGCAUGCAUGCAUUAAAUGAAGCAUUCGACGAACUACGUCGUGUUGUACCGAAAGCUAAUUUACAUGAUCAUCAACGUUUAUCAAAAAUAGCGACACUUCGUCUUGCUAUUCAUUAUAUAACUUGUCUAACGCAAAUUCUCGAUUCGAAUGGAACAAAAAAACAAUACCCACAUCAACUAUUAUCCCCACCGUCGUCAUCAUCAACGGCCACAUUAUCACCACCAUCAUAUAUUCAACACGAUUCCCUCAUUGUAGCAAGACGACGAGGACAACGUUUACGUCGACGAACGCGACUCACGACGUACGAAGGACAAGUAUAUGAUGAUAUUGAAUAG
Messenger RNA from Rotaria socialis, 474 nucleotides. The record is from the annotation of a GenBank genome assembly. Lineage: Eukaryota; Metazoa; Rotifera; Eurotatoria; Philodinida; Philodinidae.